AUGGACGAAGACGAAUUAUGGCUGAGUGAGGAGGUUGAGGACGACGAAGACGAGGACUUCGCUGAUCCAUGCUCUUUCACGAUGACAUUGACUUACCAGGGCCCACCAGGAGAUAUUCUGACCGAGCAAAUCUGGGAAGAAUUUAGGAUACGCAACCAGCCGGGCGAGCGCCAGCGCCCUCAUGUUUCAGCGUUCCGCGCAGGGCCGCGUAAAAAGCCUGCAUUCACCGUCAGUUGCAACGCCAAAGCCAUUAUCCACGGCGAGAUGGGCGGGAAAUCGUCGAAGAAAGCAACACUACUGGUAUACGAGUUCAUGUUUCGAUCUUAUCGGGGGGCGCGCCUCAAAGAGGCGGAUAUCCUGUUUGAGUUCAAACCUCACCCCAGAGGGACAGGACGUAUCUCCGUCGCCAAGGUGAGACCGGACGGGGUCCACAAAAUGCAAAAGACAGAGCAGGUAGAAGGCCAUGGCAUAUGGGCAGGCGUCAACGGCGCUGCGAUGCAGGCUGUUGGGGCUGAGGUUGGCGUAGAGCAUUCUGUUGAAAAGAUUGCCAAUUACCACACCAUUGUCACAGGGGACCGACCACAAGACUGGGGCGAUUACUAUGAAGCUCGCUUCACGCUGUCCGAGAACAAAUCCCAAAAAGACGGUAUUCCAUCUACGCUUACGGUGUGCAUUCUUCUCGAAAGAGACGAUAACCAGGACUUUGUCUGUGUCCCGACCAUCUCUGUCACGCCCAACUUCAAGACUGUGAUGGCUACCUUGUUUUCGACAAGAGAUCCGGACGACCCUAUUUAUUUUAAUGUAGAAGAACCACCUGUCGACCUCCUAGAAGGCAAAUUAAAGAUAGACAGGGAUAACCUGGCGGCCACCAACUUGGACGAAGCAUGGGACUGUACCAUGAUCCUGGAGAAUCGAAAAAUGUCGUUUUAUGUCGCUAUAACACCCCAGCCCGACCAAAUUCCCAUAGUGAUGGCUGUUAGUUUGGCAGAGGAUUUUAAGGGCUUGUUCAUCGGGCCCUUGCAACCUGACGAGGAACCUGAAUCUCGUUCGAGGCACUGGACACAGGUGGUACAUGUCCUUGAGACAGGUCAAGAGGACUGGGAAAGCUUAGAUGAAGCAGACAAACUAGCGCUGGCGUAUCAUGAUGAGAAGAACAAAGGAAGGCCGACCUUCCUCCAUAGGAUGGCCGAGAACUGGGCGAACGGCGAGUUUAGAGAGCUUCCCAUGGCGACACGCCAGCAGAUCGUUCUCUUUCUGCUUGAUCAGCGUAUCGAACACACGAAUGGACAAGACGAACCUAUCCUCAAGGUUGCCAUAAGCUAUUACACAACCGACUUUAUCCAGUUCAUUAUCGAUCAUCGUCAUGAUAUGCUUCGAAGUCUGCUCAUGGCAACAAACGUGGAUGAGAUGAACUGCCUUCAUUAUGCCUUCAAAGAGACACUGAUUGCAGUAAUGCCAUGGACCAACAAAAAGUCUGACAAGUUCAUAUCGACUAUGUCAAUGAUCACAAAACUGCUGGAAUAUGCAGAUAGCGAGAUUGUCACCGCAAAAGAUGCCCUUGGGAACACACCAAUCCACUAUGCCAUGGAUUACAGACUAUGCCACAUUGGUGGCGAGUACCGAUUUGACGGGCAUGACCAUAGAUACGAAGAUGUCAUUCGAACGCUCCUAAGCAAAGCUGAGCCUGCGAUGAAGAAGCCAGAUGUACUGUUCAAUUGUCGUCAUCGUUCUCCUUAUCGCUUUUACUUUCUCGUCGAGGCCGGCAUCGAGGAACUUAAAAAGCAAGAGGAACUCAAGAAGCAGAAGGCUCAGCCACCGAAGGAAAGGGAAGCGAAGUCAAAAUCAAAGGAACCGACCAAGGAAGAUCGCCGGGAUCCGAAAAAGAAUACGCUGAAACCCACAGUCGGAGAGCAUUUGAGCCGAGCUACACUCAGAUUGAAGGAAGAGUCUUCGCAGUCAGCCAUUUCUACAAAGACACCUACCCUUCCAAAAGCUGCUCAAAAGACGGCGCGCGAACCCCUGCAUCUCUCAGCUCCUUCAGUCUUUCCGGAAAAGGAAAAGAGCCUCGGAGAGCCGAAAAAUGGAUCACUGUCUCGAAGGCCCACGGCUAACCUUGAUCCCACAGAAAAUGAGGCCCAGCAAAGAUCUGUGCCGGACGCAAAACAAGCGAAACCUGCGAAGUCGGAUGGUUUAAGAUCCGGCGUUGCCGCAGAAACUGAGUCGUGGCCGGGAAAAGAGCAGAGGAAAGCAGCAGCUGAUAUUCUGGCAUUCGUGAAAUGCUUCUUCAUUCAGAGCACUAGUGACAGAGAUGCAAAAGACCUAUUGUACGGAAAGAUUGCUUCAGACAGGAAUCUCUUUUUUGAUGCUAGUCAUUUCCGUGGCAAAAAUGUCGAUGAUGUCGUCCGCCUAAUUGACAAAGUUUCCAAGGCCGGAGGGUUCGAAGACACCCUCUCAUACGUAAGGAUUCCCAAACUGGCGUCCGAAACACAGAAUGGGCCGAAAGGCCAGAGACCGAAUGUCGCAAAUGAGAAAAGACAACUCAACAGAGGUCCUCUUGACAGACAACCCAGAGGGCGAGACACUCUAGUCAAGGUGUUUAACAAACUGGUUGAUGUGAAUGUUCGCAGAAUCCUACGGCUUGAGGUUGAGGAUAAUGCCGAUGAAUGGGCACAUACAGAUACGGCCAUUGAACAGGCCAUUAGGGGAUACACUCCUUAUUCCAGUGGAGAACGCAGGGAGUCGCUCGAAAUAGCAGAAUGGGAUUGGCGCAAGCCAGACAUAAAUUUGGAUGUCAUCAACCAUGCGGCGCCGUUAGUGGAACAUAUUCAUCUUCAUUGGAGUGGAAACCAGGCUGUCCUUCACGGCUGGGCAAGCAGUGAGGAUGGGAUCCCGCUUAUGUGCAGGAACCCAAGAUCACUGUUGUCCAAAAUUACCCUUCACGCAUAUCAGAGAAGCCAUGAUCCUACGAUGAUCGAUGGCGACCGAGAUACACUUCUUGGAGAGCAGUUUGAAAAGCCACGUUCGGACGCAUGGAUUGAAGCGAUGGUAAAAUUUCGAGAUGCACUGAAGGGGCUCCAUGAUACCAAACUGCUAAAUCAGCCCCCAAGGAUUCGGGUGGCCUUGAUCGAUGAUGGGAUUGACCUCGACGAUUUCAACACCUACAACAACACAACCCAGUAUACCGGUGUAAGUUGUUGCGACGGGGACGCUUGGUGGAAAUCCACUGAGGGGCAUGGAACUGUAAUGGCCAACAUGAUCAGCCGGAUUAAUCCGUGGGUACGCCUUGACGUGAUCAAGAUCGAGAGCAGGCCAUCGUUCAUACAUGGUGACAGGGCGCGUAGCAUCAACGCAAAGAGCGCCGCGGACGCCAUCAACGCGGCAGUAAUGCACGGUGCCGACAUUAUCUCCAUGUCUUGGACCAUAACCGACUUAGAAUACCGGUUGUCUCUGAUUUCGGAGAACAUGUCUGAUGCAGAGGGCAACAAGAAGCACGCGGAGCAGAAUGACCUUCAGCUCCUCCGAACAGCAAUCGCAGAAGCCGUCAAGAACAACAAACGACUCUUGAUCUGCUCCGCAGCUGACGAUAUCCGUCUUGUAGGAGAUAAUACUCUCCCGUACAGUGAAGCCUCCGGGCAGAUUCUCUGUAUCGGCUCAACGGGGCCUCUUGCGAACCGAGACCCAGGUUCGGGUAGCGAGAACUCCAUCACGUACUACCUGCCAGGCAACCAGGUGGCCGAGGAGCAGAGGCCGCAAUCAGCAAAGCCCGUUGUCUACCACAAUGGCUCAUCGGUCUCGACGGCGCUUGCCGCUGGUCUAGCAUCUCUUAUCAUGUAUUGUUGUCAGUGCCUACAUUCAAGCGGGGCUGGCGAUGAAUACAAAGUUUGGGCGCAAGCUCUGCGAGAACAUACCAAUAUGCGCAAAGCGUUUAGCAGCAUCAACCGGUGGCUCGAUUGGAAGGAGGACAAGAAGAUCGUCCCAGUUUGGGGCAUUUUUCGCAACAAAGGUAGCGAGCUGGACAAGGCGAGCAGCGGACAAGACAAAAUCAGAGUGCUUAAAGAGUUGGUGACGUAUUUGUGUCAGGACGUGGUGCUCAAAAAGAAGCUGAUGCUGCCAGCGCCUGCACGAGCUGAAUAG
Molecule: messenger RNA, 4134 nt
Organism: Aspergillus nidulans FGSC A4
Lineage: Eukaryota; Fungi; Ascomycota; Eurotiomycetes; Eurotiales; Aspergillaceae
Product: S8 family peptidase
Exons: 10
Coding region: 1-4134 (1377 amino acids)
Biological process (GO): proteolysis
Molecular function (GO): serine-type endopeptidase activity; serine-type peptidase activity
Source: RefSeq, a predicted model, not a curated record